Anneissia japonica is the source of this 1496-nucleotide messenger RNA. RefSeq names its product programmed cell death protein 6-like. The transcript is spliced from 5 exons. Bases 48 to 623 code for a protein of 191 amino acids. Gene Ontology annotation, molecular function: calcium ion binding. NCBI's taxonomy places the organism in Eukaryota, Metazoa, Echinodermata, Crinoidea, Comatulida, Comatulidae. The record is from RefSeq and is a predicted model, not a curated record.
AUGUACUGAUGGCGUUCCAUAAUAUACUUUAAUAAGGUCAAAGCAACAUGGCGUAUAACAAUCCUUAUCAGCAGCAACAUUACCAUCAUCAACAACAGCCUCCUCCACAACCAGGAGGUGUUGAUCUCUGGGGAAUAUUUCAGAAAGUAGACAAAGACAGAAGUGGAGCUAUCUCUGUGAAUGAACUGCAGCAGGCUCUUUCAAAUGGAACGUGGACCCCCUUUAAUCCUGAGACUGUUCGUUUGAUGAUUGGAAUGUUUGACAGGGAUAAUAACGGUACUAUUAAUUUUCAAGAAUUUGGAAGUCUGUGGAAGUAUGUGACAGAUUGGCAAGCAGCAUUUCGUAGUUACGACAAAGACAACUCAGGGUCUAUUGAUAAAAAUGAAUUGAAACAGGCCCUGACGAAUUUUGGUUAUCGUUUGUCUGAUCGAUUUUAUGACAUCUUAAUCCGAAAGUUUGACAGAUCUGGGCGAGGUGUCAUCGCGUUUGAUGACUUCAUCCAGUGCUGCGUUGUCAUACAGACCUUGACCAGUUCCUUCCGUAUGUACGACACCAACCAAAAUGGCUGGAUCAACAUUUCGUAUGAACAGUUCCUGACGCUAGUUUUUAGCACUAAGGCAUAAAGAGGAGCGAGCUAGGCCUAGAUAAUUUGCCUUAACAAUCAUGCAAUGCCUUCUGUGUGUAUAUAUUGAUACAAAAUUAUAAAUCAAGAGGGCCUAGAAAAGUCUGUUGUGAUGGAGAAUUGAAACAGUUGUUAUUUUUUAAUUUAAUUUUUUUUUUUUUUGGGUGGAGGGGUUACUGUAGGUUGCUACUCUCCAUCGAAGAGUGCAUUUGCAUAAUUAUAAAUCACACAAGCUUAUGCAAUUGCUUUAAAUUUAAUACAGCCAUUAUUAGAAUAUUUUAUAAAGAGAACAAUCCUUUAUUAAACAUUAUUUUAACCAGGUAUUCAUAAUGAACAAGUUCUUGCAAUACACUGAAUUACAACCUUUAUUAGAAAAAUUUAUAUACAUAAUUUUAACGAGAAAUACAUGAACAAAUUAACUGUGCAAGGAAUGUAUUAGUGCCAUAAGCAUGGAUACCAGCACUAUAUAAAUACUCAUUGAAUUGAAAGUUAACUGUAUAAUUUUAAUUUUAAUAUUUAAAUAUUUUUGGAAUUAGUAUUACUAUUGCUUUAACAGCAAGAGGAAAAAGUUUAGCAGUUAAUAAUUUGUAAUAAUUUUUGUGGUAGUCCAACUAAAAAUAUAUUUAAAACCCAUUCUUUUGUAUAAUAAAUUUUAUUAACUUUGGUAUGUUAUUUUCUUUGUAUACUCUUUGUAAAGGAUAAUCCUAAUGAUGUUGCUAACUUGAGCUCUGUAACGUUUCAUGUCACAAAUACUUGUGAUUUUCCCACAUGUUAUGAGAAAUAGCAUGCACAGACGUCACAAAAACUAAUUGAUACUGUAAUCAGUUCGUUUCUUUUGUAUUAUGGAUUGAAUAAAUUUAUUCUUGAAGCUUAA